AUGACGACUGUACCCCGAUAUCUUACUGGGAAGAAGGAGGAGAUCAAGGAGUUCUUGGAUAAAUUCGAUGUAUUUCUGUUCGAUUGUGAUGGAGUCCUUUGGUCUGGCGACCACCUCUUCCCUGGGACUGUUGAGACGCUGGAAAUGUUGAGGAGCAACGGUAUGCUCGCACCUGCCGGGGAGAAGGUCCGGGCUAGAGACUCAUAUCAACUAGGCAAGCAGGUGGUUUUCGUCACGAACAACAGCACAAAGUCACGAGCCGACUACAAAAAGAAACUGGAGAAGCUGGGGAUCCCUAGCACAACGGAAGAAAUCUUUUCCUCCUCGUACAGCGCAUCCAUUUAUAUUUCCCGUAUCCUCAAACUGCCAGAAAAUAAGCGAAAGGUCUUCGUCAUCGGCGAGACGGGCAUUGAGCAAGAGCUUCAAACGGAGAACGUCCCAUUCAUUGGAGGCACAGAUCCUGCGUAUCGUCGCGAAGUGAGACCUGAUGACUACAAACUUAUUGCAGCCGGCGACCCAUCGUUACUUGACCCCGAGGUCGGAGUUGUUCUCGUAGGACUGGACUUCCAUCUGAACUACCUGAAGCUGGCUCUAGCAUAUCACUACAUCAAACGUGGUGCGGUUUUCCUUGCGACCAAUAUCGAUUCCACACUUCCGAACUCAGGUGCACUGUUCCCCGGCGCGGGUUCCAUGAGUGCGCCGCUUAUCAUGAUGCUGGGUGAGGAGCCUGUCUCACUAGGCAAGCCUAACCAGGCAAUGAUGGACGCGAUUGAGGGAAAAUUCAAGUUCGAUAGAUCUCGGACGUGCAUGGUGGGAGACCGCGCCAACACUGACAUCCGGUUUGGGUUAGAAGGCAAGCUCGGAGGCACUUUGGGUGUCCUCACUGGAGUCAGCUCAAAGGAUGACUUCCUAACUGGGCCUAUUAGACCUUCGGUGUACCUAGACAAACUUUCCGACCUUUUGGAAGCGAAGUGA
Messenger RNA from Aspergillus fumigatus Af293, 975 nucleotides. The record is from RefSeq and is a predicted model, not a curated record. NCBI's taxonomy places the organism in Eukaryota, Fungi, Ascomycota, Eurotiomycetes, Eurotiales, Aspergillaceae.